CGGGGUCUGCCUCUUGACCUGGGGCGGGCAUUGGCUCUAUGGAAAACACUGAAGCGUCGCUAAACGGUUUCCGCGAUUAUCUCCCCCUUUCGAAAGCAGAGGUCCGUCGGCCCGAGUUGUCCGCCCGACCUGCCGGACGCCCGCUGAAGCUAUGCGUUUUGGGGGCAUCUCGGUCACCGAGGGAUGCCCCUCCUACCCCCCUCGAAAUACCCGCCCGCUCAGUCACAAACUCUUCCCGGGCUCCCUCCUGUUUCCCAGGCCUCCGGCGGAUCUGGCAGGCUGGAUGCGGGGAGCUGAGCGGGGGUCCGGAUGCUGUGUCUGCACGUUCUUGGGGGAAAAGCUGAUGUGGGGGGAAUUGUUUCUGUCGGAAGCCGGAUUGGGGAAACGUCUCCUUCAGGGACCGGGAUGGAUCAGUCGGCUAUUAAAUGCUUGGUUUUUCCCAUUCCGUGCAGAGUUGUUCUUGUGAUAACUGCCUGAUUAUCUCACUCUGCAGUGCUCCGGUGAUAAAUAAAACAUGGGCCAGGGCUCAGGAUGAAUUCAGAGCAACCCCUUGCCCGGAGGAUUAGACCGAUUCAAGUCCCCGGAGCCCGGGCGCACCGGGAUCGGUCCGUCAGGACCCUCCGUACCGUUAUCGAGCGCGCCGCUCUCUAAACGCUUUCUGUCCGGGUCCCCUUUUGGCAAACCGUCCCCAACUUCAGGAAGCUCCUUGGGCAUAAGAAUUCACUUGGCAGAUGUAGCUUUGAUUUUUUUUUUCUUUUAACCUAAAUUUCACCUCGGUUCCAUCUCCAGAGUCAUUUUCCUUUACCCUCACACUACUCGCCGGCCCAGAGAUCGCUCUGAAAGGAGAAGAGCCCUCUGGCAUUCACUCUGCCCCAGUUGGCCUCUCGGGGUUCCUUUCCACGCCAGCGUUCUCGGCUUGGCCUCGGAUCCCUCACCUUCCCUCUCCCUCGACCGCGGACGUGAUCCUAGUGAAAACGUCGUUCCCAGUUGGAGCCGAGGAUGCAGCUUUUAUUCCUCAGCGUCGGGUUGUUUGGUUUUUUCCAACCGACGCCGGCCGGACCCCACAGCUUAGCGGUUCUCCCCUAAACCCCCCGGAUGGCACUUAGGUCAGCGGGUGGCUCUUUCCUACAGGCGCGGCCUAGAGCAAAGACCAGCUCAUUUCUCGUUUCCUUUCGGUUUGUCGCUCGGAGCCGAGAAUAGCCGUGGAUUCUCGUCACCACGCAGAGAGUCCUAAAUCCCCGACGGGAUGGAAAGAGCAUAGAAAAGGAAAAGGAGGAAGCCGAAAUAGCCUCUCCUCCGCCCCCUUGGAGCGCCGUUUUUGUAACAGCCCGGAGCACGCUCGGAGAUGGUCGGUUGGCCCUGCCAGGGACAGAGGCAGUCCCAUCCGCACCGUCCUCUCCUACUGAAAAGAUCUUGCCGCGAUAACCUGCUAAGGAGAGCAGCCUGUCAAGAAGCCCAGGUAUUUGGCAACCAGCUGGUUCCCCCGAGCGUGCAGUUGAAGAAGGCGACGGUCUUUCUCAACCCUGCAGCCUGCAAAGGAAAAGCCAGGUCCCUUUUCGAGAAGAACGUGGCCCCAAUUCUUCACUUGUCUGGCCUGGACGUGACCGUCGUUAAGACCGAUUACGAGGGGCAAGCCAAGAAGCUGCUGGAACUGAUGGAAACCACGGACAUGAUCAUUGUCGCAGGAGGAGAUGGCACCCUUCAGGAGAUCGUAACCGGACUCCUCCGGAGAGAAGAUGAGGCCGCCUUCAGUCGGAUCCCAAUCGGAUUCAUUCCCCUCGGACAAUCCAGCAACCUGAGCCGGACGCUCUUCCCCGCCAGUGGAAACAGAGUCCAGGGCAUUACCACCGCGACGCUGGCCAUCGUGAAAGGAGAAACGGUUCCGUUAGAUGUGCUGCAGAUCAAGGGAGAAAAGGAGCAGCCGGUCUUCGCCUUGACGGGGCUCAGAUGGGGAUCCUACAGAGACGCAGGUGUCAAAGUUAGCAAGUACUGGUACCUGGGGCCUCUGAAAACCAAAGCCGCUCACUUCUUCAGCACUCUUAAGGAGUGGCCCCAGAUACAUCGGGCCUCCAUCCUGUACACGGGGCCAACCGAGAGACCCCCGGAGGAGCCGGAAGAGAGGCCCCCCCGGCCUCCCCUGUACCGAAGGCUGUACCGAAGGCUGACCUCCUACUGGACGCGCCCUCAGACCGCCAUCUCCCAAGAAGUGACCCCGGAGGCCUGGGAGGAAGUAGGGCUGUCCACCAUUGAGCUGUCCAUCACCACGCAGAACAGUCGGCUCGACCCGACGCGCACCGAAGACUCCAUGACUAUUUGCAUUGAGCCGGACACCAUCAGCAAAGGAGACUUCGUCAGCGUGGGGAGUCAGAAGAUGAGCGACCCGCAGCUGUGCCCUGAAGGAACGCAGUGCCUGCAAGCCAGCAGGUGCACACUGCUCCUUCCCGAGGGCACGGGGGGCUCAUUCGGCAUCGACACCGAGGAGUACGAAGCCAUGCCGGUGGAGGUGAGGCUGCUGCCCCGGAAACUGCGCUUCUUUUGUGACCCCACGAUCCGCGCCCGGCUGCCCCGGCCCACCGCCGCCCAGUGAGGGCUCCCGCGAGGAGUUCGACAGGUGCCCUGCUGCUUCCCCGGGGCCCCGUCCGUGCGGCCCCGGCGCUCCGGGGCGGGGCCGGGACCGAGGCCCGGAGAACGUAAGCCGGGGUAGGGACUUGGCUGGAUCCUCGUCGAGGGUGGACUCCGGCCUCCCGGUGGGGCGGCCCGCCGCCUUUAACGCCCGCCCCCGCCCUGGCGCGAGCAGGUUCCUUGGGGAGACCGCAUCUCACCCACAACAGUGGCCCACCUGGGGCCCGUUGAGAUGGGUUCCUUCUCCCAAAGGUGUCCAUCGGGGCCCACGAGACCUGGGGCGGCUUCUGGGGCCGGUCACCCCAAGGACCUGUUCGGGGGAGGUUGCGUUUCUAUUAUCGUGUUUAAGGGAGAAAGGGACCAUUCCAAACCCACCCCGUAGCUCCCCCGGCUCUGUAAGUCCUAUCUUGUUCCUGCAACCUUUAACCGGAGGGCCGGGUUCCUAGACCUAGACCGCCACCACCCCAGCUCCCUCCUCCCAAAUCAGUCAGUGGUAUUUAUCGAGCGCCUACUGUGUGCAGAGCACUGUAUUAAGCGCUUGGGAGAGGAGGUACAUUCCCCGCCCUCCCAGGACCCUCCGAAAAGAGCGGCCUUAGUCACCCGACAAAGCAGGGCCUCCCCGUUUCCUGUCUCCCCCCAAUCCUCUACCCUCCUUGUUCCCCGUCACUGGCCAUCCCGUGGUCUUCCCCACCCCACAUUAGGAACGUGCACAUUAGCAGCAAGCACGAGGACAACGGCGGUUUAGUUUGGCAGGGUUUAUUAAAAGAAUCUGGUCCCAAGCAGAAUAGUCACAGUCAGUACCUUUUGGAUCAGUAGUUCUCCUCGGGUCGGGGCAUCCGGGGGGCCGCUGUCCCCUCAGGUGACGCUUCCACCCCUAGAAGACGCGUGGCCUCCGCCCCUGCCCGCUUCUCCCGGACCGGGCCCCGGAAAGCCUCCCCCGUCCGCCCGGCCCCCGUCGUGGUCGGAUACAAAAAUAAACCUCCCAUCUCACGUAAGAAAAAGACGGACUUCGUUCCCAAGUCCCGCGCUCCUCUCCCCCACCCGGCUGCUCCCAAAUCCGUUAGCCCCGUAGAACAAACAUACUCUGUUGCAUCGGUCAUAGUAAAAAUACAGAACGAGAUUUUUGCUUUAAAAAAA
Messenger RNA from Ornithorhynchus anatinus (platypus), 3759 nucleotides. RefSeq names its product acylglycerol kinase (gene AGK). The transcript has 16 exons. The record is from RefSeq and is a predicted model, not a curated record. Gene Ontology annotation, biological process: protein insertion into mitochondrial inner membrane; ceramide biosynthetic process. Gene Ontology annotation, cellular component: TIM22 mitochondrial import inner membrane insertion complex; mitochondrion. Lineage: Eukaryota; Metazoa; Chordata; Mammalia; Monotremata; Ornithorhynchidae. Gene Ontology annotation, molecular function: acylglycerol kinase activity; ceramide kinase activity; ATP-dependent diacylglycerol kinase activity. Bases 1346 to 2587 code for a protein of 413 amino acids.